Molecule: messenger RNA, 4244 nt
Organism: Phodopus roborovskii (desert hamster)
Lineage: Eukaryota; Metazoa; Chordata; Mammalia; Rodentia; Cricetidae
Gene: Arid5a
Product: AT-rich interaction domain 5A
Exons: 7
Coding region: 113-1858 (581 amino acids)
Biological process (GO): regulation of transcription by RNA polymerase II
Cellular component (GO): nucleus
Molecular function (GO): transcription cis-regulatory region binding
Source: RefSeq, a predicted model, not a curated record
CGGGGUGGCGGCAGUCGAGCCGCAGCGCGAGUCAGUCGCGCCGAGCGCGCAGCCACUGGACGGGUCCGUUCGUCGAGGGUCUCCGGUCGGCGACGCGCGAUCUCGCUGGGCCAUGGCAUCACCUCCUGCCAAAGGAAAAAGGGAACAGUCAGAAGAGGGUGACCUAGAGCUCCCUGUGUCCCCCAAGCCAGACGGUGAGCAGAGCAGGAGUCAGAGCCCCAUCCAGCUGGAGGACUCCCAAGAGGCAGGCGAGGAGCGGGAGGAGGAACAGGCUUUCCUGGUCAGCCUCUACAAGUUCAUGAAGGAGCGACACACGCCCAUUGAGAGGGUGCCCCAUCUUGGCUUCAAGCAGAUUAACCUGUGGAAGAUCUAUAAGGCAGUGGAGAAGCUGGGGGCCUAUGAGCUGGUGACGGGCCGCCGACUCUGGAAGAAUGUGUAUGAUGAGCUGGGGGGCAGUCCAGGCAGCACUAGUGCAGCCACGUGCACGCGCCGCCACUACGAGAGGCUGGUCCUCCCAUACGUGCGGCACCUGAAGGGGGAGGAUGACAAACCACUGCCCCCCGCCAAGCCCAGGAAGCAAUACAAAAUGACCAAGGAGCUGAGGGGAGAUGACGGGACCACUGAGAAGCCAAAGAAGGCCAAGGACUCGGAGAGGCAAGCGGACCAGACCACACCGGGAAAGGCCAAACCGGAUGCCACUGGCCUGACACAACUUCCCAGCCAGGCACCCUCAAGGGAUAGUACGGAACAGCUAGGCCCAACAUCUGGGCCCUCUUUGCCAUGCAUGGGUGCUAGUGGCUGCCCUGAGGCCUACAAGCGGCUCUUGUCCAGCUUCUACUGCAAGGGGGCGCAUGGCAUCAUGUCCCCGCUGGCCAAAAAGAAACUCCUGGCCCAGGUCAGCAAGGCAGGGGCCUUGCAGUGUCAGGAAGAAGGCUGCCGCCACGGGGCAAGGAGCCCCAGCGAGGACCUUCGAGAAAGUCCCCCGAACCUCAGAGGACCGGCCAAGAACCCUGGACACCGGUUAACCCCCCCGGAAGGGUUGCAGGCCCCCGGCUGCGGCAGCGCCAGCGCCAGCACGGCGUUGCAGGAGGGCCUCUGCCCCACAGCCCCCCACUUUCACGCCUACCCCACUGAGGUGCUGAAGCCUGUCAGCCAGCACCCCAGGGACUUCUUCUCUGGCCUUAAAGACAGGGUGAUGUUGGGACCGCCUGGUAAAGAGGACGGGCUCUCGGGCAAAGAGCCCCAGCUGGUGUGGGGUGGGGAUGCCAACCGCCCCUCUGCAUUCCAUAGAGGCAGCUCCAGAAAAAGGAGUUUCUACCCCAAGCCCAAAGCCUGCUGGGUGUACCCCAUGGCCAAGGUCCCUGCUGAGAGCCCUGGAGCCCCGCCACCCCUCCCAAGUAGCCCAGGCUUGGAAGACGAGUGCUCCGCUCAUGGAGGCAAGAAACUGAAGGCAGUGUCUCCCCUGCUGAAGGAGGUGGAUGCCAAGGAGCCUGGGCGCAGGCCCGCAGUGCCUGGCGUGGCUGUGUCCUGUCUGCUGGGCCCCGCCCUGGGGCCCACCCCUCCCGAGGCCUACAGGGGUACCAUGCUGCGGUGUCCUGUGAACUUCACCGGUAGCCCAGACCCUCUGAAGGGCCAGGCCGCACUCCCCUUCAGUCCCCUGGUCAUCCCAGCUUUCCCAGCCCAUUUCCUGGCUACCGCAGGCCCCUCACCCGUGGCUACCAGCCUGAUGCAUUUCCCUCCCGCGUCCUACGACACCGUCCUCCGCAACAGACUGGGUCCGCCUCCAUCUGCCUGGCACACGCCACCCGUCACAACCUACGCGGCGCCUCAUUUCUUCCACCUCAACACCAAGCUGUAGGUUAGAGCAUCCACGUGCUGUGCUAUGAGGACUGGACGGGACGGGGUCUCGAAAGGGCAGGGGCUGCCGGGGACCUCAGGCCAGAGCCCACUGUUUAGAACUCCCAGGCCAGUUAGCCUCUCAAGUCUGUGUCCCCCUCCCCCUGGCGCAGAUGGGUAAGCAGCAGGCUUGUCUCAACGAAUCCGCUUGAACCCAAAGCCCAGGGACCAAGCUGUGGUAAAAUCACAAAAAGGACCCGAGCUAGUAUUCUCUCUCCUCCAAGGUCAAGAGCACUGAACAGCGAAGGCGCUAGAUAGUAGCGCAAGGCAUCCGGGGUGGCCAUGAGAGGUCCAAUAAAAAGACACUGGUGCCAUUGCACCCAGCCCUGAGGUGUACGGCGUUGGACUUUUGCAAGGGAAGGUGAGACAGGACGGGAGCAAAGACGAAACGAUGCCAUUCCGAUCUGGAUGCUACCACCCCACAGGCGGGCAGGCCCAGAGCAAACCCUGACCUCUUCUGCACAGAUGAACUGUCAUGUUUCCUUUGUUCCAGCCUCGGGACACCUGCCCGGUGAGGUGGUUAAGGUGCAAAGCCCCGAGGACACUGGUGACUUGCGAAACACCAGGGAGGGGCUGUGUGGUUCCAGCCUCCAAGCUGAGCCACAGACCCGGUCCCCGGAUGUGUCUGCCCUGCACCUUUGUGCCAGCACUAGGAAGGGAGUUGCUUGCUUUGAGAGUUCUUGCUCUGUUGCUCAGGUUAGUCUCAGACGCCUGGCCUAAAGCAAUCACAACAGCCGUGGACCAUGGGGAAAGGGGACUUCUGAGGUUGCUAACACAAGCCCCAGGUUGUGUGUCCUGGUAGUGGGUAGACUUGUGAACGCUGCUGCCGAGUGCUCUCAGCGACCUGUCACCAGCACACCCACUUUCCCGCUACACAUACUGGAUUUGGGGUGAGGGGCAGAGGGCACCCGUAUGUGCCUGGGGAUCUGUUGCCAAGCCACAGUUAAGUUUCAGCUGUGCUGGUCCCAGGGGCCCACAGAGGAGCCCUAUGGCUUAGCACCCUCCUCCCUUAGAGAUGGCUUGAUCCGCCAAUCCCAAGGAGACUGUCAGUACAGCUUCUCAGCUGUUUGUUCCUGGGGAGGCAGAACCACCAUGGCCCAGAGAUGCCAGGAUGUCAGUGAACCAGGUCAACAAAUGGAACUCACCCUGGGCCUGACCUCAGGCCGUGGGUAGACGGGCAAGUGUUCGUGGCCCCCUUAGUUCACAGGUGGCAUGGCUAAGGCCAGGGAUGGGAGUGUCACUGAGGAUGCCCGGCUUUGGGAAAUGGGUGGCCAGGGAAGGUGGGGACCAGGUAGCCAGAGUGGAGAGGGCUGUCCAAGGAUGCUCCAAGGACGCACUCAAGCAUCUUCCAGCUCUCCAACCUCCUGGAGACCCUGAGAUGCUAGCCUGUGUAUUCCCUGAGCUCCUGGCUGCUCUACUGCACUGUCCCCAACUGUGAGCUUGUCCAGCCCAGUGAGGAGGGACCCUAGGCUAGCAAAUGCCCCGUGCUUUUGCAUGUGGAGGGCUCCCCUUGUCUACAGAGUAACACUAGUCUCAGCCUGACUUGGGAGUACACUGUUCAGGACGGCAGGGGUGAGGCCCUCUGCAGGCACAUCUGGAGAAUGCACAUUCUGUGGGGUAGCAGGGUGAAUGGGUUCCUGCGACCUCUGCCUAAGCAAAGACACUAGAAAUGAAUGCAAGUCAGGCAUCUUGGGAAACCUUGGAACUCUACACUGAGCACCCAUGUAUUUCCCUCACGUGCAAAUUCUCAUCCUGCUUCCCACAGAGCGAGAGAACUCCAAACACCGCGCUGGCGGAUGGGGGUGCGUGCUGCGCACCUUCCCAGUCACUCUUGUCCCUGACAGCUGCCCCAGCGGACUGUCAGGCCAGCAGGGCUCUCGGCGUCUGUUCAGUGUAUCAUUUGGAUUCUGGGUCUACUUUCAAAUCAUUUGUGACACCUGAGCUGCUAACUUAGGUGGGAGAAGGCAGAGGCCACCCCUACCCGUGGUCCCAGUUCAUUUCCCUUGAGUGUGAUGAGUCAGGCAUUCAGCAGGCAGCACCUUUGUUUGCUUUGGGGGUUAAAGCAUGCUGCCCUUUAACUGUCUUGGUGUUCAGCUUGGUGGCAUUAAACGCACACGCGCCUCACUGGGCAGGUAUCAGCACUACAGUUUCAAUCAGAGCAGCCCAGAGUAUUCUUUAGCAGAGACCUUGAGAAUGGCUAGAGGAGAUGAUGGGCAAACAGAGCAACAAGUCCCCAAGGGAGUGGGGCCCAGGAACCAGGGGGCCUGUGGGGUUGGGACAGAGGAAGAAGCCAGAAGUGACUCGGGUUUGGUGCAGUUGGGUUUUUACAUGUAAUAAAAGAAAGAUGG